Messenger RNA from Serendipita indica DSM 11827, 1005 nucleotides. The record is from the annotation of a GenBank genome assembly. NCBI's taxonomy places the organism in Eukaryota, Fungi, Basidiomycota, Agaricomycetes, Sebacinales, Serendipitaceae.
AUGCAGAUCGUCAAUCUCUCUCUCCUCGUCCUCGCGAUUCGUCUCGCGUCCGCUGCUCCCAUUCCAGCACCAAACCCAAGUGGACACCUCGUUAAAUCUCUUGCACAUGGUGCAGCUGCCGUAGCGGAUUCCGGUUCCGUCACGGACGGUAUUGCCGCAGCAGUCUCUCAUCAUCACCACCACUCAAACCCGCAUUAUGAACACUCACAUACACAAUCUGAAACCCGCCGUAGCAUCGAGCGUCGGGGACCCAAGGGCAAAGGCAAGGGCGGUGGAGGCGUCAACCUCAAUGUAAAUGUCGACGCGAGUGUAAUCCACCAUCAUGACAAGCGCUCGCCAGAGCCAGAGCCGCAUCAUGUUCACUUCCAUGCUGGAGGUCAAGAACAGCAGAAACGAUCAUUGAGCACACGAUCCCCGACUCACCCUCACUCUCAACACCAGCAUCAUCCUCACUCACACCACAUGCAUGCUUCUCACUCCGUUGACGAGAGUCAGUCCGGGGGUGGAGAUGCAAGCCAAGGAGACGUCCGCAAGCGCUCACCAGAGCCAGAGCCGCAUCAUGUUCACUUCCAUGCUGGAGGUCAAGAACAGCAGAAACGUUCAUUGAGCGCACGAUCCCCGACUCACCCUCACUCUCAACACCAGCAUCAUCCUCACCCACACCACAUGCACGCUUCUCACUCCGUUGACGAGAGUCAGUCUGGAGGUGGAGAUUCAAGCCAAGGAGACGUCCGCAAGCGCUCACCAGAGCCAGAGCCGCAUCACAUUCACUUCCACGCUGGAGGUCAAGAACAGCAGAAACGAUCAUUGAGCGCACGAUCCCCGACUCACCCUCACUCUCAACACCAGCAUCAUCCUCACCCACACCACAUGCACGCUUCUCACUCCGUCGACGAGAGUCAGUCCGGGGGUGGAGAUGCAAGCCAAGGAGACGUCCGCAAGCGCUCACCAGAGCCAGAGCCGCAUCAUAUUCACUUCCACGCUGGAGGUCAAGAACAGCAGUAG